CGGAAAGCUUCGGAAAUGAACGAGGGGCGGGACUCGGUGAAACGGCGUCGCGAAACAUGGCGGCUAAGGCGCUCCGUCAGCGAGGCAGGAGAGGCAGCAGACAGGACCAGAACAGCCAGAACAUUCCAACAGAACCCCGGACUCCGAAAGAUGAGAAAGCCGGGGAUGACACUAAAACCACAGAGGCUCGCACAGAAUCAAUCAGUCGAGGAGGUCAGGUUUGGGCUCCUGAGGGCUCAACAGCCUUUAAAUGCCUGCUCUCCUCGCGCUUCUGUGCGGCUUUACUCAGCAACAUCUCCGACUGCGAUGAGACGUUUAACUACUGGGAACCGAUGCACUACCUGUUGUACGGGAAAGGAAUGCAAACGUGGGAAUAUUCUCCCCUGUACGCUAUCAGGUCCUACGCAUACUUAUGGUUACAUGCCCUGCCGGCUUGUUUACAUGCCCACGUCCUGCAAACAAACAAGGUGUUGGUGUUCUACUUUGUGCGUUGUGUCCUCGCCUUCUGCUGCUGCGUCUGUGAACUCUACUUCUACAAGGCUGUUUGUAAGAAGUUUGGCUUGCAUGUGGGUCGUCUAAUGUUGGCCUUCCUCGUCCUGAGCACUGGAAUGUUCUGCUCAUCUGCAGCAUUCUUACCGUCCUCCUUCUGCAUGUGCACCACGAUGGUCGCCAUGACGGGCUGGUUUCAGGACUCGACACCGUUAGCUGUUAUGGGCGUGGCCGCCGGCGCCAUCAUCGGAUGGCCAUUUUCUGCUUUAGUCGGGAUUCCGAUCGCCUUCGACCUGCUGCUCAUCAAGAGGGAGUGGAAAAGCUUCAUGACAUGGACAGCUUUGGCCGGGCUUCUGCUGCUGGUCCCCCUGGUGGCAGUGGACUCCUUCUUUUAUGGCAAAGUAGUUAUAGCGCCACUCAAUAUUCUGCUGUACAACGUCUUUACUCCACAUGGACCCGAUUUGUAUGGAACAGAGCCGUGGCAUUUCUACUUCAUCAACGGGGUCCUGAACUUCAACCUGGUCUUUGCUCUGGCGCUCUUCUCCCUUCCGCUCACCGCUCUCAUGGAGACCCUGCUGCACAGAUUUAAUGUGCAGAACCUGGGCCGGCCGUACUGGCUCACUCUGUCUCCCAUGUACCUCUGGAUGCUGGUUUUCUUCACCAGACCUCAUAAAGAAGAGCGCUUUCUCUUUCCCAUCUACCCUCUGAUCUGCCUGUGCGGGGCGGUCGCCCUCUCGUCUCUGCAGAAAUGCUACCACUUCCUGUUUCAACGGUACCGACUGGAGCAUUACACGGUCUCGUCCAACUGGCUGGCUUUAAGCGCCGUUGUUGUGUUCACGGUGCUGUCGCUGUCCCGCUCUGUUGCCCUCUUCAGAGGCUACCACGCUCCUCUGGACCUUUACCCGGAGUUUCACCGCAUCGCCAAGGACCCCACCCUGCACCUGGUACCUGAAGGCAGGCCGGUCAGUGUGUGCGUUGGCAAAGAAUGGUACCGCUUCCCAAGCAGCUUCCUUCUGCCACACAACUGGCGCCUGCACUUCAUCCAGUCAGAGUUCAGGGGGCAGCUUCCUCAGCCGUACGGCUCUGGACCUCUGGCCACGCAGACCAUCCCAGCAAAUAUGAACGACCAGAACUUGGAGGAGACGUCCAGAUACGUAGAUGUCAAACAGUGUCACUACCUGGUGGACCUGGAUUCAGAUGAAGUGACUCCGCUGGAACCACGUUACUCGGCCAACAAGGAUGAGUGGAGCGUCGUCGCUUUUAAACCUUUCCUACAAACAUCCAGGUCAUCACCGAUCUUUAGAGCUUUCUAUGUCCCAUUUCUGUCAGAGCAUUACACCACCUACAGGCGCUAUGUCAUCCUAAAACCGCGGCGACAGAAGCAGCCUCGCAAGCGGACACAUGGCUGACUCUGGGAUGCUCGAAUCACCUGUGAGUUCAGACCGGAAGAGAGGAGCGCAUGGGUUCCCCUCCGAACAGCUGGGAUUCUGUGUGUCGGUGUGCGUGUGAUCAUGAAGCACCAAGACCUCCAAGGACAUUGGGUCUGCUUCUGCGAUUGCUUCUGAAAGUGUAAAGAUGACGUGUGUGUUUGAAUGGUAUGCAGGUGUUGUUUACAUUCAUCAGCUGGACAUUUACCAUCAGUGUACUAAAGAAGCGGGACCUCUACUGAAGGAUUUCACAUUCGGUUCAACCAUGAAAGGCCAAAUCGCAGAAACUUUACUUGAAUGAGGCCUCAGUGGAGACAUUUUUCUCCAGUCAGAGAAGCCUGUGGCGUCUGCAUGUGCGGACUAAAAUGGUCAUGGAGUUGAGUUGGGAAGAAAAUGGGAUCUUUAAUUUAUGUUCAAAUGUCAAUAAAAACUUUGACUGUGAA
This is a messenger RNA of Oryzias latipes (Japanese medaka), 2359 nucleotides long. RefSeq names its product ALG9 alpha-1,2-mannosyltransferase (gene alg9). Gene Ontology annotation, molecular function: alpha-1,2-mannosyltransferase activity. The record is from RefSeq and is a predicted model, not a curated record. Gene Ontology annotation, cellular component: endoplasmic reticulum membrane. Gene Ontology annotation, biological process: protein N-linked glycosylation. NCBI's taxonomy places the organism in Eukaryota, Metazoa, Chordata, Actinopteri, Beloniformes, Adrianichthyidae.